CCCACCCACAGUCAGGCGGUGCUGGGGUCUGGAGCGCAGCGCGCAGCUCAGGGAGCGGCUUCUGCCAUGACUUAAAACAAGCUCCAAGUUGGUACGUUUCUGCUCCCGGCCAGCUGUUCACAUCUGCAGCGGAGAUGGAGUACUGGAGGCAGUGUGCGGUGUGGCUGAUCGGCUGCAACGUGCUGCCGGCGAACCACCGCGUCACGGCGGACACGGCGCAGGUGUUCGACCUGGCGCAGACCCUGCGGGACGGGGUCCUGCUGUGCCAGCUGCUCAACAACCUGCGACCCGACACCAUCAACCUGAAGGAGAUCAACCUCAGGCCGCAGAUGUCACAGUUCUUGUGCUUGAAGAACAUUAGAACUUUUCUGAAUUGUUGCUGUGACGUUUUUGGGAUGAAGAAAAGUGAUUUAUUUGAGGCUUUUGACCUCUUUGAUGUUCGAGACUUUGGAAAGGUUAUGGACACGCUUUCUAAGCUCUCUUACACGACAGUGGCUCAACAAGGAGGAUUCAAACCAUUUCCAAUGGAGGAGAGCCUUAAAGACGAGGGCAUCUACAACAACCUGGCAGACUUGAUUGAUGAGAAUGCUCUUGAGGAUGAGGAUGAGCUGUACGCGGCAGUCUAUGGGCUGGAAGAACAGUAUGCAGGAGGGGAGAUUUAUGAAGACCUCAUGAAGACGGAGCCGCAACUGACACUGAAGCAGGCAGAGGUGGAUGUGCGGAGCUGCUGUCUCUCAGAGAUCAAACAGACUGAAGAGCGAUACACAGAAACCCUGGAGUCCAUUGAGAAGUAUUUCCUGAAUCCACUGAAGAAAUUCUUCUCCGCAGCUGAAAUUGCUAAAAUCUUUGUCAACAUUCCUGACCUGGUUAAAGUUCACAAGAGCCUGAUGGUCGAUCUGCAGGAUUCCAUCCUGAACAGAAACGCCUUAAAUCUCUACCAAAUCUUUAUUGACUACAAAGACAGACUCCUCAUUUAUGGGAUAUACUGCAGUCAGGUGGAGAUCGCCAUCGCCGUCUUAGACCUCAUCUGCAAAGAGAAAGAGGACGUUCGUCUAAAACUAGAUGAGUGCUCCAAAAGGGCCAACAAUGGGAAGUUCACACUGAGGGAUCUGCUGGUUGUUCCGAUGCAGAGAGUUUUAAAAUACCACCUUCUUCUGCAGGAACUAGUCAAACACACCCAUGAUGCUGCUGAUAAGAACAACUUGAAGAUUGCUCUCGAUGCCAUGAAAGACCUCGCUCAGUACGUCAACGAAGUGAAGAGAGAUAACGAGACUCUGAGGGAGAUCGACCAGUACCAGAGGUCUAUUGAAAACCUGAACCAGCCACUUAUCACUUUCGGUCGACCAAAGGGAGACGGAGAGGUGCGCAUGGUUUCCAGUAUUGACAAGAAGAAACAAGACAGACAUAUCUUUUUAUUUGAUGUGGCAGCCAUUGUUUGCAAGCGAAGAGGAGACAACUAUGAGAUGAAGGACAUUUUGGACCUGAACCUCUUUAAGGUCACCAACAAUCCCACGUCUGACAGAGAAGUCAAGAAGUGGUGCUACGGGUUCUACGUGACGCACCAGCAGGGGCACACCGGCUUCGAACUUUUCUUUAAGACCAGAGAGCUGAAGAAGAAGUGGCUGGAUCAGUUUGAGAUGGCAAUAUCCAACAUCAGACCAGAAAAGGCCAAUCACAACUCCCACCAGUUCAAGAUGCACACGUUUGAAAGAAUCACAUCCUGUAGCUAUUGUCACCUCCUGCUCAGGGGCAUCUUUAACCAGGGUUAUCUCUGUCUAAAAUGUGGCCUGGGGGCUCAUAAGGAGUGUCUGGGUCGGCUCGGAGUCUGCGGGAGGACAGAUCCUGUCAAGCUGAGGCCCAAGGACAACACAACACCACAAGACUCAGGUUUACCAAAGAUGAUAGUGAUCAGAGACUACAGUGGUAUCCCCAACCCCCAGUGCGGGCCUCCGCUGAGCAUUCAUGCGGGAGAUGUCAUCGAGUUGAUGUUUGCUGACCUGCAAAGCUCCUGGUGGCAGGGCAAAGUCGUGGCGACAAGCAAGACUGGCUUCUUUCCAAGUGACGCUGUGAGGCCUUGCCCAUGUGUUCCAAAACCUGUCGAUUAUUCUGCACAGCUCUGGUUUGCAGGGCCAAUGGAGAGAUACCAAGCUGAGGUGGAGCUCCUGGACAGAGAAAACGGCACAUAUCUCGUUCGACACAGGAGUAAAGAGUGCAACGAAUAUGCCAUCAGUAUAAAGUUCAACGAUAAAGUCAAGCACAUUAAGAUUCUGACCAAGGAUGGGUGCUUUUACAUUGCGGAGAGUCGGCUGUUCAAGACUGUGCUGGACUUGGUGGAGUACUAUAAACAGCACUCUCUGAAGGAGGGUUUCAGCAGUCUUGACACCACUCUGCAGGUUCCCUACAGAGAACUGUCCAAUGGAAACAUGCCUAAGGCCAUUACCAAGGUUGGCAGUGUUCUUCCUGGCGGCUGCAGCUUUGUUCCUCCUUCCUUCUCGCCUUUCUGGUCAGUCUUUUCUCCCAGAGAGGUGGGUGUCGCAGUAGCACGUUAUGACUUCUGCGCCAGAGAUACACGGGAAAUCUCUUUACAGCAGGGAGACGUUAUCAGAAUCUACACCAAGAUGUCUAACGGGUGGUGGAAGGGAGAAAGUGACGGCAAGGUGGGCUGGUUUCCCUCAACUUACGUGGAUGAAGAGGACUAACUGUGCUGUCUAAAACUGACACAUCCAGUCGUGUUUAGAGAUAACCAACUCAAAUACAAGUCAAAGAACUCUACCUCUCUCUGUACCCUGAGUCACAUGAAACUCGGCUGAAACCCAGAGGACCAGACAGGAGAGGAGGUGGCAGUGCCCUUUAAAACCUUCUCCUGGCCUCUGGCAGACUCUCACAUGAGGGAGAGGAGCUUGUCACAACACAGACUCCAGAAGUGUCACGCCAUAUUUUACCCCACUGUGGUAUUGUCUGCCCUUUAGAUUCCAACUCAGCUUUCUGUUAUUAUUGAUGACUCCACUGGUUGGUGAAAAACCUGUCUCCACUGUCUUUGGGAUGGCCCAGUCAUCCACCUGAAGCUCAGAUCCUGCUGACUGUGCGCUGACCUGGUACGCCGCUAAAUCCAAGCGCCAAUGAGCUUCAACUAUAGCUGCAACACCAAAACUCUUUAGUUGUUUUUUUUUUUCUUUCUGAUUUUUAAAACUUGAGAAACUGGACAAAUAUAAAUCUUUA
Molecule: messenger RNA, 3219 nt
Organism: Austrofundulus limnaeus
Lineage: Eukaryota; Metazoa; Chordata; Actinopteri; Cyprinodontiformes; Rivulidae
Product: guanine nucleotide exchange factor VAV3
Exons: 28
Coding region: 135-2699 (854 amino acids)
Biological process (GO): cell migration; regulation of GTPase activity; intracellular signal transduction
Cellular component (GO): plasma membrane; cytoplasm
Molecular function (GO): guanyl-nucleotide exchange factor activity; protein binding
Source: RefSeq, a predicted model, not a curated record